Rhododendron vialii is the source of this 1547-nucleotide messenger RNA. Its product is annotated as aspartic proteinase nepenthesin-1-like. The coding region runs from base 27 to 1349 and encodes 440 amino acids. Lineage: Eukaryota; Viridiplantae; Streptophyta; Magnoliopsida; Ericales; Ericaceae. Gene Ontology annotation, cellular component: extracellular region. The record is from RefSeq and is a predicted model, not a curated record. The transcript has 2 exons.
GUGUCUUAUUUCUCACACCACUCAUCAUGGCUUCAUUACCACCCUCUCUAUCCUCCCUCCUCUUUCUUACCCUAGCUUUGAUUCUCAUUUCUAUUUCACCCUCACUUUCUACACCACGUCAACCUCUUGAUGAUCAUCAAGAUCAACAGAUGAAAACUGGUUUCAAAAUUACUCUAAACCACAUUGAUUCAGGUGGAAACUUCACUAACUCCGAACGUUUAUAUCGGGCAGUAAAGCGUUCCAACCGAAGGCUCCAAAUGUUUUUAACAGCUAAACAUCCAAAACUCAAGACCACGGUUUAUGCUCCUGCUGGAGAGGCCGAAUACCUUAUGAACUUUUCGAUAGGUACCCCGCCAAAGUCAUACUACGGUACAAUGGAUACCGGCAGCGACCUCAUAUGGACUCAAUGCCGGCCUUGUCUAGAGUGUUUUUCUCAGCCCGACCCGAUAUUUGAUCCCAAAAAAUCCUCCUCUUUUUCAAAUGUGUCGUGCUCCAAUAACCUUUGCCAGGUGCUGCCAAAAUCACAAUGCAACGCGUACAAUGGGUGCGUGUAUUUGUAUGAUUAUGGAGAUGGUAGUUUCACGGCAGGUUAUUUAGCCACCGAAACCUUUACUUUCAAGAAGGUCUCGGUACCGAACGUAGCGUUCGGUUGUGGUAUAUUUCAAUUCGGACCGGAAUCCGGCGAUGGCCUGGUAGGCCUCGGACGCGGACCCUUGUCGCUCGUCUCCCAGUUGGGUGAACCCACGUUCUCAUAUUGCUUAACUUCCUGGCUUGGAAGUAAACACAGUACCCUUUUGAUAGGCUCCCAUGCAAGUGUGAAUGGGAAGAUCAAAACCACCCCGUUGAUUCAAAACCCAUUAAUGCCCACUUAUUACUAUCUUUCUCUCGAAGGAAUCACAAUUGGUAGCACUAGGUUGCCCGUAAACAAAACAACUUUUGCUCUCAAUGCUGAUGGGUCUGGGGGCCUCAUCAUAGACUCGGGCACGCCGGUUACACGUUUGGCGGAAAGUGCUUAUACUCUUGUCAAGGAAGUGUUCAUCUCUCAAGUAAAGCUUCCGCAAUUCAAUGGACGUAACUCCUUCGACCUUGAUCUUUGCUUCAAGUUGCCAUCCGAUCCUUCUGAUCGUGUGGAGAUACCCCCACUGGUAUUCCAUUUUAUGGAUGCAGAUUUAGAUUUACCGACGGAAAACUAUAUGAUCUUUGAUUCAGGUAUCAUGUGUUUGCUCAUGCUUGGUUCAGGUGAUACUUCCUCCACAUUUGGGAGUAUACAGCAGCAAAACAUCCUGGUGGUGUAUGACAUAUACAAGGAAAUCCUAUCAUUUAUACCAACGGAGUGUGACAAGUUUUGAGCUCUUCUAUUAGUUGAGCUAAAAACUUGUAUGGCAAUGGUUGUUUGUAGCGUUGCCAAGUUUAUCAUGUGUUUGGCCAUGGUAGUUUGUAGCGUUGCCAAUUCUCUCUCUGUAUUAAUGUGGUGUGGUCAGUGUGUGCGAUGGCGGGUUUCUCCCUGGAACCUAUAUAUUUUAAAUAAACUCACUGUUUUCAUAAAA